AUGUGGCGCAGCGUGGGCAUUUUGCUCUGGAAGAACUGGCGCGUCAAGCAGCGCAACAGUCGCUUGAACAGGGGCCGCACGGGCAAGCGCUGGCUCUUUCCCGCGCUCGUCACGGACGUUAUUAUGCCACUGGGGCUGCUCCUGCUCUUGAUCCAGACCAUGUGUCGCUACAACGCCGAGCUCGCGAUGCGGCCUGGCGGGGAGAAUAGUCCGAUCAGUAGUGCUACUGCUCCUGCGGCGGCAGCAGCAGCGGCGGCUCUCAGUAGCAGUAGUACGCUCAUGGACAUUGGCGACAUGUUGGCGACGGCGGACGUUGACGGGGACGCGCGACGUCGGCUGACGCCAUUGGACGACGAUUUCCUCACGGACGCGGCCGAGGACGACAAUGUGUCGAUUGUACCGCACGUGACGGCACACGACGUGCCGAUGGUGGCGCACGCGACGCCCGAGCCUGUGACGCUACUUCUGGCGCUCUUGCCGUUACUUUUGGCGCGAAGUAACCAAAGCCUCGCGUUUGUAGACCGCGAAGACACGGUCCGUUUUCUGCACCACCUCGACCAACAGUAUCCGAGUGCACCGGAGUUGGGGAUCUCGAGUUACAUGGACGUGAGCAAACUCGUGCCGUUCAACUCGACCAUGUCGAACGACGAAGCCACCGAAGCGCUGCUCGAGUACCCGACACACAGUGGCGUCAAUAUCUACGCGGGUUUGGACGUCCGGCGCGUGACGGCGCGCGAAGAAGAAGAGGAGCGGCACACACUGGAGCUACUGACACUGUUCUCGGAGGAGCAGACGAAGAACGCGCCGGUCGAAAACGUGGAAACCCAAGUGGACAGGUUUGCGAUCAACGAGUUGACGUUUGACAGCGGCGGCACCAUGUUGUUUCCAUACGUGCUUCCGUUCCAGAUGUCGCUGAACAUGCUCCUUCGCGAGAGCUCGACGAGCUUUGCCAAUGACGAAGUUGUGGACAUCAACACCCUCGCGCCAAACACUGUUUGCCGCACUGUGAACAAGAUGUUGCAUAUGGGCGGUCUCCGAUGGGGCGCGUUUCCCGCAACGUCGCCUCUGGGACGCAGCAUGGAAGCAUGCAGAACUGCAGUGAAGGAAGGGAAGCUGUCGCCAGAGAUCCAUCACUUUCUGUCGAACCUCGUUGGCAAAGUGGCAUCGAAUGACGAGUUGGACGUGUUGGUGGUGUCGGUGCUACCGAGCCGCUCUACUGACACCAUCGCCGGUUCACUCCAGGGCAACAUUGUUUUCUACAUGGCGUACUUGUUCAUGUGGCCAUACGUGCGGCUGAUUUGUGAUGUCGUGGGCGAAAAAGAGAAGCAACUGAAGGAGUAUUUGAUGAUCAUGGGGCUACCAGCGACGGCGCUUUUGGCUAGUUGGUUUCUGCUGUACAUCUCGGCCUCAGCAGUUGUGGCACUCAUGGGAGCAUGGCUGCUCAGUGGUAGCAUGUUUGCUGCUACGCUCGAUGGACAGGUCUACUUCUUUCUACUUCUUAUAGCAUUUGUAUCGAGCAUUCUGCUUUUCGGCAUUGCCAUCACACCCCUCUUCAAUCAGACGAAGACGGCGGCAGCAUGCGCACCAAUGGUGUAUUUCGUUCUGAGUGCCGGAGCCUUCAUUCGCUCGCUGGUGGGCGCUGAUGCGGUCGCGUCAUCCACUUCACUGGCCAUGCUGCUGUCAGUGCUGGACGGCAUCAGCUCUCCGGUGGUAUUCAUGUCUACGUUGCGCAACAUCCUGGCACUGGACGCAACAACUGGAGCUUGCAGGCCAAUUACCUGGAAUACCGUCGCGACACCGUACCGCCAGUUGGCCAGCCAGUGCGCAGGAUAUCUGCUUCUUGGAUGGUACUUGGAAAACGUGUUUCCGCGCACGUAUGGAGUGCAGCAGAAAUGGUAUUUUGUGUUCCAGGCGUCUUACUGGUUCCCUAAGAACUUGAAUCCGCAGUCGGACAGCAAUGAAGACAGCGAGCUUGCGCAGCUGACUGAAAUGAAUUUCGAGAGUAUCGACGAUCGGCUGGACGACACGCUUCGUGAGCAGACUCUGUCCGAGUACAUGCAGCACUUUCGCCCGUCCCUGUUUGUGCGGUCUCUGUCCAAGACGUAUCCGAAUGGAAAAGUGGCGCUGCGAAAUGUGUCGUUUGGUGUAAAAAAGGGAGAGAUAUUUGGGCUGCUUGGUCCCAAUGGCGCCGGCAAGAGCACAACGUUGUCGAUACUAAGCGGAAUCAUACCGCCAACAAGUGGAGACGCGUACGUGGGAGGGUCUAUCAGCGUGGCAACGAACCCACAAGCGGUGCGAAAGAGCCUGAGCGUUUGCUUCCAGCAAAACAUUUUGUACGACAAUCUGAGCGUUUGGGAGCAUUUGUGGCUGGUGUGCGCCCUGAAAAACAGCAUGGGGAUCAAGACUGUCCCUGAGGAGGCUUGGCCCAGAAAGUUGCAGCAAUUCGGGCUCGACGAAAAGCACGACGCACUAUCAAAGACCUUGUCAGGUGGGCAAAAGCGUAAGCUGUCGCUUGUAUUGGCUCUCCUGGAUUCAUCUCGUGUGCUGUUGCUCGACGAACCCACCGCCGGUAUGGACAUGAGAGCCCGGCUGGACACAUGGGACACACUGAAGCGCGCUGUGACCCAUCGUGCCGUGAUUCUGACCACGCAUUCGAUGCAAGAAGCGCAGGCGUUGUGUGAGAAUAUUGGCAUCGUCGCUGAUGGCAAGCUAAAAUGCUGCGGCUCUAGCUUGUUUCUGCAAAAUCAGUACGGAGUGGGCUACAAGCUCACGAUCGUGCAUUGUGAGGAGGAUGAUCAAGAGGAUGACGACCACAGUAAUCUACGAUCGAGACGUCAAUUGCGCACAGACCAAUUGAUGAAGACGUUGACAAAGCACGUACCGAACGCUGCCAUCGUGAGUGACAGCAAGUGGGAAACGCGUGUACGGCUGACUGAUGGAAAAGAAAAGCGUUUGGCGGAGCUGUUUAAAGAGCUGGAAACGAUGAAGCAGGCGAAGACCAUCAAGCGCUAUGCGAUUGCCGCAACUGGCUUGGAAGAUGUGUUUGUGAAGGUCACUGAGGGCGAGGAUGUUUACAACCACGCCAAGGACGACGUAAAGAACGACGGUGGUCUUGGAAGCGUUGACGCAGUGCAUUCGAAAAUGGAGGGCGGAAAGGCCAAGCCGACAACGAGUCAGCAUGCCGCUACCACCGAUAGACAGCUGUCAGAGUGGGAAUCUUCGAUCUCGAAGAUUCGCGCUAUGGUUCUGAAGCGUGCAAAGAUGGGUUCUCGUGACAAGAAGGCGCUGUUUGCUCAGUUUGUGUGGCCACUUGGCUUUUUCACCACUCUUAUGGGCGUGCUUCACAACUUGCUCACAUCUCAACCGGGUGUUGAGGUAGUGACGUCCUUACCGCCGGCAGCGAGAGGAACGUCGUUCUAUAUAUCGUCUGCGCCAUCAGCGAUUGAUUCGGUUUCGGACAUGGUGGCGCAAAUGGAGCUGAGCAGUCAUCCGAUUGUGUUUGACCGAGACGCGCAGACCGAGCAGGCCAUGUUAGACGCGAUAGCGAGCGAGCGCGCCACAACGUAUUUUGCUGGUGUGUUUGUAUCGGAUGUUAAUUGGACGACAACCGGUACAAUAUCUUCCGAAGUGAUGAUUUACUCGCUUUACUACAACGAAACAGUGCGUCGCUCGUUACCGGUAACGCUGCAAUGGAUGUCACAAGCGUAUUGCAAGGCGCGCGCGAAGCACGAAAACGCUCCAAAAAUCGACAACUGCGAGCUGGUUGUGAAGAAGGGUGUAUACCCGAUGGAUCUCGCGAUUGGUACGGGAGUGACCGCGGGUGAAGAUGGCGUGGACGUGAACUUUGACGAAGCCAUUUUUGCUGUCCAGCGGGUUAUGGUGUCCUUUUACCUUUUGAUGGCGAUGAGUUCCAUCAUCGGCUAUUACGCCGCGCUGGUCGUGAGGGAGAAAGAAUGCGGUUUGAAGCGUCUGCAGUACCAGCACAUUGGGACCGCCAAUGCGUCGGUCUUGUACUGGUCGUCGAACUUGCUGUUUGACUACUCGACGUACAUGCUGGCAGUUAUCGCGAUUUGUGUCAUUCUUGCGGUAUUCUCUGCGGCGCUUAACAGUGCAAUUAUUCUCGCCUGGUUCGUCUCUAUGGCGUGUUUCGGUCUGGCAAUUCUUCCCGCGCAGUACCUCACUUCAUUAAUCUUCUCAUCACACGCGUCGGCGCAGUCGUACAUGUCGUAUGCUUCGCUGUUCCAGAUCGUGGCGGUAUCCGUCGUGUUUGCUCUGUCGAUGAUUCCUGGCAUGUGUAGCAAAGUGCGCACUGCCUCAUAUUUCUUGCAGGCAUUUCCACUGUAUACGUUUGGCAAUGUGGUGCUCGAGAUCGGGACAGUAUCUUGGGCUCCCAUGCGACAGCAGUGUCUCAAAAUAGGUGAUGAACUUGCAGGUGGAGAUCUGCUAAGUAUGCUUGAGAAAAUGGAUCUCAACGCGCAGGCUUCUGUUUGGGACUGGAAUGUCGCUGGAAAUAAGUGGUUUGCCAUGUUGGUAUGCUCUGUGGUGUACACGUCCCUUUUGCUUGUGGUGGACUUUUAUCAGAUGUACCCCACCGAGGCGCAACACAAGAUACGACGCGCAUUGAGUCAAGGGCGAUGUUUCUUGCUCUGGCGUCGUAGUAGCUACGGGCGAGGCUACGCAGAGGCCGUUCAAACUGCUGUCGACGAAGAGUGUCCUGACUCGAACAUGGUGCACGUGACGCGAGUUUCGAAAGUGUUCAAUCCUCAGAAAAAGAUCUACGCACUGGGAACAAACCGAUGCGCAGCCGGCAGAAAUGCCGCUGCUUUGGCAAGUGGGAGUGGCCAAGUGGUGGCUCUGCACGACGUGAGCUUUUCUGUAAAGAAGAGAGACUGUGUGGCGCUGCUGGGUGUCAAUGGCUCUGGCAAAUCGACGAUGUUCAACAUACUCACCGCCGCCAUUUCGCCCACUAGAGGCAAGGCGACGAUCGACUCGUGCGACGUGACGAAUGAGCCCCGAGAGACAAGCAUGAGGUAUGGCUACUGCCCUCAGGGCAAUCUUUUCUACAAUGACAUGAGCGUGCGCGAACACCUCGAGUUAUUUUACCGUCUCCAAUGCCGCGGGCACGACGACGUAUCAUGUGAAGGCGCCCGAAUCGAUGACCUCGUAAGGCGGCUGGACCUGCUUCCGGUGGAAAACACCGCGGCUUUGCACCUCAGUGGGGGGAACAAGCGACGACUCAUGCUUGCGCUGUCCCUUUUGGGCGACCGCACGACACUUUUGCUCUUGGACGAACCUUCAGCCGGCGUGGAUGUAGUGGCUCGACGGCUCAUGUGGCGUGUCCUGCACGAAAAGCGACAGAGUCAUAACCGGCUUUGUUGCUUGUUCACUACCCACAGCAUGGAGGAAGCAGAGGCUGUGUGCGCAAACGCAGUGGUGCUGCUCAAAGGCAAGACAGUAUGGUGCGGCAGUAUUCCAGACUUGAAGCAGCGCGUGUCGCGAGGCAUAUCGAUCAGCGUGCGACUGGACAGCCCGGCUAUCUGGAAUUCCGGACUGGUGAAGCACUACACGGAGGAGAUCUGUCGCUCGCUUCAGUCGAAGACGCCUACAGGCUCUUGUCAGAAGGAGUCGAAACGCAGCAGCCUUUCGCUGGGAGAAGUCAAUGAAAUCUGGGAACUCUGCCACGGUCUCAUGUACAAGGAUCAUGACGCUGCAUCGACGCGAUCUCGCCAGCGCGGCAAGAUUUGGCUAGCAGGUCUACGCGCUCGUUUUGGAUCGGAAGCGAAUAGACCGCGAAACGUGUCGAAACCAGCUGUCGACGUCGAGGCGCUGCCAGUUGUCCCCAUCGUUGAGUUUGUACAAGAAUGGCUUGUGCAAGAAGCGUUCGUCCGCCUUGAGUCGCAACUCUUUACUGGCGAGUUCACCUCUCGAUCCGGCGAGCCUGUGACGAUUGCAGCCAUCGAGAGUGCCCGUGGAAGUGGGAACAACACCAGCAGAGUGUACGAGACAUCAUGCACGGACGCGUUCGGGCUGGCAGAUGUGUUUGCUCUCAUGGAAGCGAACAAGCAGGCCUUCAACGUUUUGCAGUACAGCGUCAGUGAGAUGUCACUAGAGCGCAUGUUCGAGCAGUUUACGGGUCGCUAA
This is a messenger RNA of Hyaloperonospora brassicae, 6141 nucleotides long. Lineage: Eukaryota; Oomycota; Peronosporomycetes; Peronosporales; Peronosporaceae. The record is from the annotation of a GenBank genome assembly.